AACUUGAAUGUCGAUGUAAUCAGAAAAGGCAUCCAAUAGUUUUGAUGAUGUUACUCUCCACAUGGCGGACUGGGAGCAACUGGUGUCUAAACUUGCUAAGAUGAGAAGCUACAGAAGAAUAAUUGGAUCUCUUGUUGGAUCAUGCUUAAAAGUUGCAGUGCCACUGGUUUCUUCUCAAAAAGAACCAGCUUGUCUAGUGGCACUCGACAUUAUUGAGGAUGUUUCUGUAUCUCUUGCAAAAGUGGAGGAAGCUUACAAGCACGAGAAAAAAACUGAAGCAGCAAUUGUGGAAGCAACUGAAUUAUUAUCACUAACUGAUCUGAAAUGUAAGAUGGAUUCUCAAGAUGAGGCUGAUGAAAACAGAGUGCUGCCGGCAAUGAACAAAAUAUGGCCUUAUCUGAUUCUUUGCCUUAAGAAUAAGGUUUCAGUGGCUACCAUCCAGAGAUGCUUACAAGUGAUUUACAGAGGGGUCCAAAUAGGAGGUGGUGAUUUUUUCAUUCGCCGAUUCCACAAUGAUGGGAAUAUUAUAUGGAAAUUACUCGUGUCUUUUCCAUUUCGAAGGAAGCAAAUACCAUCAGACGACAAAAGAAUACUCCUUCCAUACAGAGAUACUUCUCCCUUGGAGGAACCAAUGGCUGAAAUGUCCAGUCAAAAAGUGCAAGUCGCAGUCCUGGACAUGAUUACAAUGAUAUGCUUGGAUGAUACAGCUUCUUCUGCAUUACGAACUGUCCUAAAAAAGAUUAGUGGCAUUAUUGUAGGAAUAGCUUGCAAUGGCAUGGCUAGUUUAAGAGCUUCUUCUAUUAGGGCAUUAUCAGCGCUUGCUCGGAUUGAUUCAGACCUUAUUUGGCUUCUACUGGCUGAUGUCUACUAUUCUCUGAGAAAGGAUGAUUGCAUCACUCCCUCGAGCUUGGAUCUGCAUUGUAUAUAUGAUCUGCUUCCUGCACCAUUGUCCUCAAAGGAAUACUUGUUUGUAAAUUAUGCUGGUGAAAACUUUGGCUUUGAAGUAGACCCUUCGGCGGUGGAGUUAGUUUUUAGAAAAUUGGAGUCAGAAUACUUUGGUGAGACUGUGGAUAUUCAAGUAUGAAUUAAAUUUUGUACCUUCUGUAUAUUCGUAGUAAAUUAAUUGAUGGAAAUAGGGGGGCAUCUUGCAAAUGUAAUGAUAUGAAUAUUCCAAAUACAUAAGACCUUUUGUGCUA
Molecule: messenger RNA, 1196 nt
Organism: Zingiber officinale
Lineage: Eukaryota; Viridiplantae; Streptophyta; Magnoliopsida; Zingiberales; Zingiberaceae
Exons: 3
Coding region: 62-1084 (340 amino acids)
Biological process (GO): chromatin remodeling
Cellular component (GO): cytoplasm
Source: RefSeq, a predicted model, not a curated record